This is a messenger RNA of Indicator indicator, 1182 nucleotides long. It is a transcript of the gene CCBE1, whose product is annotated as collagen and calcium binding EGF domains 1. The transcript is spliced from 11 exons. Gene Ontology annotation, molecular function: calcium ion binding. The record is from RefSeq and is a predicted model, not a curated record. The coding region runs from base 1 to 1182 and encodes 393 amino acids. NCBI's taxonomy places the organism in Eukaryota, Metazoa, Chordata, Aves, Piciformes, Indicatoridae.
AUGGGGCGGCCGGCCGGCAGCCUGGCCCCGCUCCGGCUGCUGCUGCUUCUGGCGCUGGGACACGCCUGGACCUACCGGGAGGAGCCACACGACGGCGACAGGGAGGUUUGCUCCGAGAACAAAAUCGCCACCAGCCGGUACCCCUGUCUGAAAUCCACGGGCGAGCUCACCACCUGCUUCAGGAAAAAGUGCUGUAAGGGUUAUAAGUUUGUUCUUGGACAGUGCAUCCCUGAAGACUAUGAUGUCUGUGCUGAAGCUCCCUGUGAACAGCAGUGCACAGAUAACUUUGGGCGAGUCUUAUGCACUUGCUACCCUGGGUACCGCUAUGAUCGGGAGAGGCACAGGAACAGAGAGAAGCCAUACUGCCUGGAUAUCGAUGAGUGUGCUACGAGCAAUGGGACACUCUGCUCUCAGAUCUGUGUCAACACCAUGGGCAGCUACAGGUGUGAGUGUCAUGAAGGCUAUGUCCGGGAAGAGGACGGCAAGACAUGCACCAAAGGAGAUAAAGCUGGACUUCCCGAGAAAUCUGAAAAUGUGGCAAAACCAGGGACAUGCUGUGCCUCCUGUAAGGAAUUUCAUCAAAUAAAGCAGACAGUUUUACAGCUGAAGCAAAAGGUUGCUUUGCUACCAAAUAAUGCUGCUGAUCUUAGCAAGCAAAUCACUGGUGAAAAAGUGCUUGCAUCUAAUGCAUAUAUCCCUGGUCCCCCAGGCCAGCCUGGCCAACAAGGCCCUCCAGGGGCUCCAGGACCAAAAGGAAGUCAAGGAGUUCCUGGGUCACCUGGACCUCCUGGACAGCCAGGCCCUCGUGGAUCAAUGGGACCUAUGGGCCCAUCUCCAGAUAUAUCACAUAUUAAGCAGGGCAGACGGGGCCCUGUGGGCCCACCAGGAGCCCCAGGGAGAGAUGGUAGCAAGGGGGAGCGAGGUGCACCAGGACCAAAGGGGAUACCUGGCCCACCAGGUUCAUUUGAUUUCCUGUUGCUGAUGAUGGCAGACAUUAGAAACGACAUCGCUGAGCUGCAAGAGAGAGUGUUUGGACACAGGACUCAUUCAUCAACAGAGGAGUUUCCAUUACCUCAGGAAUUUACAAACUAUCAUGACACAGUAGAUUUUGGAUCUGGAGAAGACUAUAAACCACAGACAACACCCAGAGGCUCCAGGAUACAGAAGGCAGCUCAUCCUUAG